AUGGCUAGCUGCCUAAACAUUAACCGUUUUCACGUGAUUUGCUUUCUUCUAUGGCAGUGUGCACUAUUUUAUUGCUGUCAACAAAUAUUUCCAAUAUUCUUCAAUUUCAUGCCUCAAAGGGUAUGCGAAGACGCUGAGUUCCGAUUUACGAAAGACAGAUGCCAACUGACACCAGUGGAGCAGUGCGAGGAACUGAGGAAGUGCAGUCAUGUCGGGAUCGUCAAGCCGCCGUUUCAUUCAAUGGUGGAAGAGUUCGAGCUCUACUGCGACAAAGCCUACGAUGCUACAUUGGUAGCAACAAUUCAAUUUCUGGGAGUGCUUGCGGGCACAAUGAUUUAUGGUCAUCUUGGCGAUCGCUUCGGUAGACGACCUGUAUCGUUUUGUGGGAUUCUUAUCGGUAUCACGUUUGGGGUUGCCAGUGGUUUUGCGCCAUCAUGGCAGAUAUUCGCUAUGUUACGAUUUGUAUGUGGAACCAGUGUGGCAUGUAUACUGGUGGUCUUCUAUACCUACAUCGUUGAGCUGAUCCGACCUGAACAACGAGUUUUCAUGCGCUCGUUCUUCAACUGGGGCUACGCUCGCAUCGUGUUCACUCUUACUUGUAUGAUGUGCGACCACUGGCGAUCAGCAGCGAUAGCAACGGCAAUGCUGGCAAGUCCUACCCUCCUCGCAAUUGCAUUUUAUCUACCGGAAACUCCGAAAUGGUAUGCAAGCAAAGGACGAAUGAAGGAGGCAAGAGAAGCAGAGAAAAGAAUUCACAAUUUAAGUGGAAAGGAAUGCAUACGUGCAACUGAACUUUCUCAAGAAAACUCCGACAGCAAAAAAUACACCGCCAAGCACCUUCUGCAAGAUCGGCAUCUCGCAACGAGAACGGCUAUUCUCUGCUCGCUAUGGUUUGCUACCAGCCUAUCAGCCUUCGGAAGUGACCUCAACUCAGGAAACCUCCUCGGUAACUUCUAUGUGAAUCAGAUCGCUUCGGCAAUGAUGAUUGCUUUCACUAAAAUAGUCGUAUUUCUACUCGACACCUAUUGGAGUUCCUUCGAUAGACGGAAACUUCAUCAAAUACCGCAGGUAAUUAUUAUUACCAAGUUAUUUUCAGUCAUUAUUACCAACAUAAUUGGAGUAUCAUUCAUUGAAAUUACGUGGGAUUCGUGCUACUUAGUGGCAGCAGAGUGCUUUCCUACGCACAUACGAACAAUUGGAAUGGGGACUUGUUCGUUGUCAGCAAGAAUAGGAGCUCUUAUAGCUCCUCAGAUGGCGUACCUGUCUAUCAUCUACCAACCAGCACCUUACAUAGUCGUCGUUUGCGUUGGUCUUAUAGCUCUUGGCAUAUCGAUAGCAUUUUUGCCGAAUACGAAAGGAGUGGAUCUUGCACAUAUAGGAAAGGAUACGAAGAGCGAACUAGUACAAAAAGCGCAAGCGCUCCAAAAUGGGCAUAAUAUCGUUGAUAGAUUUUAA
Molecule: messenger RNA, 1455 nt
Organism: Haemonchus placei
Lineage: Eukaryota; Metazoa; Nematoda; Chromadorea; Rhabditida; Trichostrongylidae
Source: the annotation of a GenBank genome assembly